AUGUCCCUGGCCACUCCAGGCCAUGCGCAUGCGGAUUCAUCAUUCUUCGUCGCCGAAUCGCACCAAAAACCCACAAUAGCCGAACCAGGUACGCACAUGGAGCAGGUCACACAGUCGAGGUCGGGGCGAGGGUCAACAACGGGUGACGCCCCGAAUCAUCCCGCAGUGGCUACCGCACAAGCGACUGCAGUUGCGAGCGAAUCCUCGUUACAGAGCACAUCCAGCCCUCGUGGAGGAACAAAAGAGACGAACAAGCGGAGUGUAGACUAUGUGCUGAGGAGUGGACUGGCGGGAGGCUUAGCCGGCUGUGCGGCGAAAACGGUGGUCGCACCGCUGGAUCGGGUUAAGAUUCUCUUCCAGGCAUCGAACCCUCAAUUUGCCAAAUACACCGGCAGCUGGUUUGGCCUGGUGUCUGCAGUGCGCGACAUCAAACAUCAUGAGGGGGCGCGAGGCCUCUUUAAAGGCCACUCCGCAACGCUUCUCCGCAUUUUCCCCUAUGCCGCGAUCAAGUUUCUCGCUUAUGAGCAAAUCCGCGCGGUGAUCAUUCCGUCACGAGACAAGGAGACGCCGUUCCGUCGAUUAAUCUCGGGCAGUUUGGCGGGGGUCACGUCGGUGUUUUUCACAUAUCCACUGGAGCUUAUUCGUGUGCGGUUGGCGUUCGAGACCAAGCGAUCUUCUCGUUCGUCUUUCACCGACAUCUUUCGGCAGAUCUACCACGAACGGGUUUCGCCGCCCUCCGCCCCCAAUGCCCCGCCUGCAGGACAAGGUCCUGCACCAAACAUCACCGCGGCCGCUGAGGGUGUCUCGUCAGUCGUCAGUAAAGCUGUCCCCAGCUCGGGUCUGGCCAACUUCUACCGGGGCUUUGCCCCGACCAUCCUGGGCAUGCUCCCAUAUGCUGGUAUCUCCUUCCUCACCCACGAUACGGUUGGGGACUGGCUUCGUUUGCCAGCCAUCUCCCAAUACACGACGAUUCCCGGAUCGGAGACUACGAACCGAAAAGGCUCCCGUCGGCCUCAAUUGACCGCCGCCGCCGAGCUGUUUUCGGGUGCCCUCGCUGGCCUGGUCUCACAGACAUCCUCCUACCCCCUGGAAGUGAUCCGUCGGCGAAUGCAGGUUGGCGGCGUUGUGGGCGAUGGCCGUCGUCUUCGCAUCGUCGAAACAGCUCGCAUCAUCUGGAUGGAGAAGGGAUUCCGCGGGUUCUGGGUCGGGCUGACGAUCGGCUAUAUCAAAGUGAUACCCAUGGCAGCGACGGCGUUCUUCGUCUAUGAACGGUUAAAGUGGACGUUGGGAAUUUAA
Molecule: messenger RNA, 1296 nt
Organism: Aspergillus terreus NIH2624
Lineage: Eukaryota; Fungi; Ascomycota; Eurotiomycetes; Eurotiales; Aspergillaceae
Product: coenzyme A transporter
Exons: 2
Coding region: 1-1296 (431 amino acids)
Biological process (GO): transmembrane transport
Cellular component (GO): mitochondrial inner membrane
Source: RefSeq, a predicted model, not a curated record